UUGAACGGAUCUAGUUCAACCUAUCCAUCCAGUGAAAAUACCGUCUGUUCUCGAAGAGGAAGACGAUCAAAUGUUCCACCUGAAAUCAGAGAACAAACACGUCGGUUGAAGAAACAAAAUAUGGAACGUAGACGACGUGCAUGUAUCUCGGAUAAAAUGAAUGCAUUGCAUAAUUUAGCAAUGAAUCUUAUUGGGAUUGAUCCAAACAAAUAUCAUAAAGUUGAGAAAGCCGAUAUCUUGAAUUUAUGUCAAAGUGUCUUUGAAGGAAUUACAAACAUUGCAAAAGAUGAACCUGAAUUCCAAGAACGUCUAAGAAAAUUACGUUACAAUUUGAAUGAGAUCUCAAACUCUUCCUCAAUAACCUCAACAACGACAACAUCAUCAUCGUCAUCACCGUCAUUAUUUACAUCAAGAAAUAAUUCCACAUCAAAUGUGAAUGAAGAUAUAAAAGAUAUUGUGAAUGUGAAUGGGAAAGGCAAUUCACUAAGAAAAUUCACUCGACAUCCACAUCACCAUAGUUCCUAUCAUCAAAGUCAACAACAUUCACACUCUACUACCACUAUUUCUUCUUCGACGAUGACUACUACUACUACUACUACUACUACUACUACUACUGCUACUACUACCACCCAAAUGUUCAGUACACCAAAAAUCUCAUCUCGAUUGCCAACUUGUGAUAAUUUCGACCAGAAAAUUGAUGAAGACAAUAAGGAGAACAGAAUACCGAGAUUGAUAAUUAGAAAUACUUCAUCGAUUGGACAUUGCAGCACACCUUAUCUUAACAAUGUUAUUAUCAAUAAUACCUAUAUUGUAGAAAACAUUUCGAAAUAUUCAUUUGAUUGUGACCUAGUUCAGAAUGUGUAA
Molecule: messenger RNA, 864 nt
Organism: Schistosoma haematobium
Lineage: Eukaryota; Metazoa; Platyhelminthes; Trematoda; Strigeidida; Schistosomatidae
Exons: 5
Molecular function (GO): protein dimerization activity
Source: RefSeq, a predicted model, not a curated record